Molecule: messenger RNA, 500 nt
Organism: Dothidotthia symphoricarpi CBS 119687
Lineage: Eukaryota; Fungi; Ascomycota; Dothideomycetes; Pleosporales; Dothidotthiaceae
Exons: 1
Coding region: 102-389 (95 amino acids)
Source: RefSeq, a predicted model, not a curated record
CUCAUGUCUUUCUUGAUUGGGCAGUAUUGACUGAUGGGGGGCAUGAAAAGCAUAUCUCCCUUGAUCCGCUUGGGUGGCCAUGAAACAAACAACUCUGUAUUAUGAAAAAUCUCCUUUCUUCUCCAUCUUGCUUCUCGCUUUUUCUCCUCUCGUUCUUGCAAAUCUCCCUCUCCCUCUCUCUAUCUCCCUCACUUUGGUGGUAUUGGACUUUGAACGUCUGCGAGGGAGAGAGAGAAAAAAAUCAUGUCCUUGUUUUUUUGUACUUUUUUUUGCUGCAGGUUGAUGUGUGCAAAUCGGUUCUAUUUUCUCGAACGAAGCCUUUGGGGUUAUCUAGGCUAGGGCUGGGCUGGGCUUAUCGGGCUGGGGGUGAAAAGAGCAGUUUGGUAUAGCUCUGCGUAUGGAGUUGGGGCGGGGAUGGCACAUAUAGUUUACGAUUACGCUGUGAUGGCUACGCUGUGCUAUGCUAUGCGAUGCAAUGAAAUGCGAUGAUUGGUUUUGGG